This is a messenger RNA of Cicer arietinum (chickpea), 1403 nucleotides long. RefSeq lists its product as uncharacterized. Gene Ontology annotation, biological process: regulation of secondary shoot formation. The record is from RefSeq and is a predicted model, not a curated record. Lineage: Eukaryota; Viridiplantae; Streptophyta; Magnoliopsida; Fabales; Fabaceae. Gene Ontology annotation, molecular function: sequence-specific DNA binding; DNA-binding transcription factor activity. Gene Ontology annotation, cellular component: nucleus.
UGCAGUGAGUGAGUGUCAAUUUCAAUAUUCUGAAGAAUAGUAUUCCAGAAAUGUAUUCAUCAAACAGUUCCCUCAAUGGAAAUAACAAUAACCUAACAGGAACAUCAUUUUGUUCAUCUACACCUUUUACUUUUGAAAGCAACUCAUCAUCAUCAACUUCAAAACAUCAUCAAAACACUUGUUUUCCACCCUCACCUUUCUCUUUCAUUCAAUUCCCUUAUGACACUUUUGAAGACAAUAAUCAAAUCUUCCUCCUCCAAGAACAAGAUGAUCACAUUCAGAUGAAUGUUAAAAACAAAGAAGAAGAAGAAGAUAAAGGAAAAACAGUACUAGUAGUGGUUGAUGAGCAUAAGAAGAAUGUUCAAAGAAAAAGAUCCAGCAAGAGAGAUCGACACAGUAAGAUCAAAACGGCAAAAGGAUUAAGAGAUCGGAGAAUGAGAUUGUCUCUUGAUGUAGCAAAGAAGUUUUUUGGUCUUCAAGAUAUGUUAGGAUUUGAGAAAGCAAGCAAAACAGUUGAAUGGUUACUCAACAAAUCAAAACUUGAAAUCAAACAGCUUGCAAGAGAAAAGAAUCUUCAGAAUGAUUCUUCAUCAACAACUUCAGAAUGUGAAGAAGGUGUUUCAAGUUUGGAUAAUAAUGAUCAUCAACAACAACAAAAAAUCAUGCUUGUAAAGAGAUCAUCAUCAACAAACAAAGUUUCUAGAAAGAGUGCAUUCAAUUGUAUUGGAAGGGAAAAAGCAAGAGAAAGAGCAAGAGAAAGAACAAGACAAAAGUUGAAUGCUAGAAUAAGAGAUGUUAAUAUUGUUGAUCAAUCAAAUUCAAAGCAAUGUGUUAAUAAUAAUAAUAAUAAUAAUAAUUGGAACCCUUUUGAAGAAUGUGCAGUGAAUAAUAGUUCCUUUGAUGUGAAGAUGAUUAAUCAUGAAGCAAAGGAACAUUCAGAAUUAGAGGAUGAAGAAAAUUCCUUGUUCAUUAAUAUGACCAAAUGGAGUCCAACUUUCAUGUUCAAUAACUCAUCAAUCCUACAACAACAUCAUCAAUAUGCACAAUUUCAAUGUUUGGAAAAACCUUGGGAGGACUACAACAACACCAUCUAAUUAAUUAACAUGUACUUGCACAAACACUCUUCUCUUUAUCUUUAUCCUUUUCAAUUUUUUUUUUUAUGUGUCAGGUGCAGAAUAAAAUGCAUUUUGCUCAUAGCAUAUGCUAUGUGUAUUAAUUUCUUUGCUUUCCUUUUGGAAUUUUAUGUGGUGAGGUAUCUUCAAUAUUAAUCAUUUCAAAAAUAUAUUUGUGUGUGAAAGUGUCAUCUCUAUAAAGUUAUCUUGUUUGUUUCUGUUCUGAAUCUCUGACCCUUCCUAUUUAUUUGGUCACAAUUGUACAAGUUCAAUGUGUAAGAGCUGUUUUUA